Messenger RNA from Pieris macdunnoughi, 864 nucleotides. The record is from the annotation of a GenBank genome assembly. Lineage: Eukaryota; Metazoa; Arthropoda; Insecta; Lepidoptera; Pieridae.
AUGAUGAAAAUAACAAAAUAUUGCAUAAAAACUAUUCUACGUGUCCCGACUAAAGUUAGGUUAUUUUCAUUAAUGUCUAAAACAUGCUUUGACUUUAAAUUGUGUUCUUUACGGUUAAAAAUGAACUGUGCAAAUUCAAGACCGUUUACUGUGCUCGUAGAAGGUAAUAUAGGAAGUGGAAAAACUACUUUCUUAGAGCAUUUUAGGCAAUUUGAAGAUAUAACUCUGUUAACGGAACCAGUAGAAGAAUGGCGCAACCUCAAAGGCUGGAAUCUUUUGGAUUUGAUGUAUAGCGACCCUGCAAAAUGGGCGAUGACUUUCCAAGCGUAUGUGUCUCUUACUAUGCUGGAAAUGCAUCGCAGACCGACAAGCACUCCAGUUAAAUUGAUGGAACGUUCUAUCUUUAGUGCAAAGUACUGUUUUGUAGAACAAAUGAAGAGGCUAGGCACACUACAUCCUGCACAAUUUGCAGUUCUAGAUGAGUGGUUUAAAUUUAUCAACACAGAGAUUCCAGUUGAAGCUGACCUCAUAGUGUAUCUCAAGACUACCCCAUCUAUAGUUUAUGAUAGGAUUAAAAAACGGGCUCGUUCAGAAGAGCAGUGUGUUCCACUGAGCUAUAUAGAAGAGCUACACAAAUUACAUGAAGACUGGCUUAUUAAUAGAACUCAUGCUGAUUGCCCAGCGCCUGUAUUAGUAUUAGACGCAGAUCUUGAUUUAUCUCAAAUAACUGAAGAAUAUAAGAAAAGUGAACACCAAAUCUUAAGAAAAGCUGUAAAUGUUGUUAUGCAAUCACCGAACAAGUUGAGCCCAAAGAAACCAAUCAAUAGUGAUGCUAUUCAGAUUGCUCCUAAGAUAAGAUUAUAA